AUGAAGUCGCAUCUUCUGUCCACUCCAUUGACUUCGGUCUUCUCCACGACGAGCUCGUUAUCUUCGACUCGGAUUGCAUUGCAAGACUACCUUAUCGGUCUGCGCGGUAUCAUCGUCCUGCAGUCGUUCCUCUUUGUCUUCUUUCAGGUUUUUCUCCCCACCGCAGUUCCUGACUCCAAGAACGAAGAUGGACCAUUCUAUCAGAUCAUUCUACGCAAAUCGUUCUCAGUCAUCUUCUGCAAUGAGUCCCUGAUCUACUCCUGGGUCAUCUUUCUCUCCGCCCGCACAAUCGCUCUACCCUACCUCAGCAACACGACCCGCGAAGUCUGCGCAUCUAGCGUCUUCCGCCGCAGCGUUCGACUGUGGCUUCCAACAUUCGUUGCCUUCUCAGCCGCGGUCGCAGCGUUCACUGCCGCUGACACCACAUACAUCACCGACUUCUUCAUACGCACCGGCAACAUCUCUGCUGAGACACCAAUGCGUAUGCGCAACUUCUUGGUGUACUUCAACUCGCUAUUUGAAAUCUUCUGGGUGCACAAGCAGUUCAGCUACCAGGCUGCAAACAAGGUUUUCCCAUCUGGCACGCUGUGGAUCGUCUCAGUGUUGUUCCAGCAGAGUUACACGGUCUACAUGACCAUGAUCAUCGUGCCGUACACACGAGCCUCGUGGCGUGUCAAGGCGCUGUUGGUGUUUAUCCUGACAGCAUUCUGGGUCCAGAGCUGGGCGUGGUACAGUUUGACUGGCCUCUUGAUCACUGAUGCUGUGCUCAACAUGGACCUUCAGGUUAGGUCCCGGACUGGAUUUAAGAUUGGGAAGUUUCGAGUGCCGAUAUGGCCGUUGUAUGCAGCGUUCAUCUUGACGGGUGUCAUACUGCAGUUCAUGUUCAUCUCUUGGAAGCCGAGCAUGCGCAACAAUGAGCACCAUGGGCAUACUGGACUGUACACAGAGGGCACGCUCAAUGAAGAGCUGGAUCUGGAUCAGCCAUUGGCUCGAGUCGACAACUACUUCUUCAUGCUGGGAGCGAUACUUCUGGUCGAGACAUAUGAGACACCAAAGAGGAUACUGCGGAGCAGGCCAUUUGUUGCACUUGGAAGGAGGAGCUUCAGUGCUUUCCUUGUUCAGUCUAUCAUCGUCUACACUAUCGGCAUCAAGCUAUGGGUGUUCAUGGACGAUGCUGGAGUAAACAGUGCGGUGAGAACGUUGGCGAGCUUUGCUGUCUGCGCAUCUUCUGUCGCGGUUGUUUCGGAGAUCUUCUAUCGACUAGUAGAUCUCCCGAGUAUUGCUGCAGCGAAGACAUUCUGGACCUGGAUGAUCAAGUAA
Molecule: messenger RNA, 1320 nt
Organism: Macroventuria anomochaeta
Lineage: Eukaryota; Fungi; Ascomycota; Dothideomycetes; Pleosporales; Didymellaceae
Exons: 2
Coding region: 1-1320 (439 amino acids)
Source: RefSeq, a predicted model, not a curated record